AUGGCUCCCGACCAAGCAUAUCUCGCGCACAUCCUCUCGCAGACCCGCGCGAACAUCGACUUUCUCGUAGCGCACAACCACAUCUCCCCGGCUGAUGCUGAGCUUAUGCGCAACCGGCUUCCGUCUGCGAACGCAGCCAGCGCUCCUCCCAUCGAGGAAAUGAGCAGCCUCUCUGUCAGCGCACCCGGUCGCCGCGCAGUCCCUCUUCCCCCGCCUCGCUCAGCCCCGACCCACCGUGCUCGUGCGGUCUGGGCGUACAACGAGGAUGGCUCGGAACCCAACGAUCUCUCUUUCUCCUCUGGCGAGAUCGUCGAAGUUAUCGACGAGACGAACGCCGACUGGUGGACCGGCCGGUGCCGCGGCCGCCAGGGCCUCUUCCCCUCGAAUCACGUCGAGAAGCUCGACGGUGCUGCUCCUGCGCACGCUCCGCCCAUGCCUUCCGCCUCGCCCGCGUACCAGCCCGCGUACGCCCCGCCCCCGCAGCAGUACAUGCCGCCGCAGCCGUAUGCUGCGGGUCCGCCGCCUGCGGAGAAGCCUGCCUAUCGUCCGUUCGGCGCGGUGUACGCGGGCCGUGACCAGCCCCCGCCGCAGCCGCAGCCACAAGGGGUCCCGACCAACUCGUUGGGGCUGCAGCAGGACGCUGGACAGGAGAAGAAGAAGAGCAAGUAUGGCAGGCUCGGGGACACGAUGGCUACCUCCGCCGCUGGCGGUGUCGGCUUCGGCGCGGGUGCUGCGAUCGGCAGUGGUAUCGUCGGCGCUAUUUUCUGA
Fomitopsis serialis is the source of this 768-nucleotide messenger RNA. Its product is annotated as SH3 domain-containing protein. Gene Ontology annotation, molecular function: protein binding. The transcript is spliced from 3 exons. NCBI's taxonomy places the organism in Eukaryota, Fungi, Basidiomycota, Agaricomycetes, Polyporales, Fomitopsidaceae. Bases 1 to 768 code for a protein of 255 amino acids. Gene Ontology annotation, cellular component: ESCRT-0 complex. Gene Ontology annotation, biological process: protein transport to vacuole involved in ubiquitin-dependent protein catabolic process via the multivesicular body sorting pathway. The record is from RefSeq and is a predicted model, not a curated record.